AUGUCAGGGCCUGCCGCUUCCGCUGGUGCAUCCAAGCUCUCUGCCUUCAUUAACCAUCCCGCUGGUCCCAAGACCGUAUUCUUCUGGGCUCCACUCAUGAAGUGGUGUCUGGUCGCUGCAGGACUCAAGGAUAUGGGUCGACCCGCUGACAAGCUAAGCGUGUCACAGAAUUUGGCCCUCACUGCUACAGGUUUUAUUUGGGUUCGAUACUCUCUUGUGAUUACACCUGUGAACUACAGUCUCGCGGCCGUCAACUUUUUUGUCGGCCUUUCUGGUAUAACACAGCUAGGGCGCAUCGCAAACUACCGAAUGAACAACCCUGAACCAGCCAAAUCUAUAUAA
This is a messenger RNA of Psilocybe cubensis, 342 nucleotides long. RefSeq lists its product as uncharacterized. The transcript is spliced from 5 exons. Gene Ontology annotation, cellular component: mitochondrial inner membrane. The record is from RefSeq and is a predicted model, not a curated record. The coding region runs from base 1 to 342 and encodes 113 amino acids. Gene Ontology annotation, biological process: pyruvate import into mitochondria. Gene Ontology annotation, molecular function: pyruvate transmembrane transporter activity. Lineage: Eukaryota; Fungi; Basidiomycota; Agaricomycetes; Agaricales; Agrocybaceae.